Penicillium cosmopolitanum is the source of this 1131-nucleotide messenger RNA. Its product is annotated as transcription initiation factor IIA large subunit. Bases 1 to 1131 code for a protein of 376 amino acids. The record is from RefSeq and is a predicted model, not a curated record. Lineage: Eukaryota; Fungi; Ascomycota; Eurotiomycetes; Eurotiales; Aspergillaceae. Gene Ontology annotation, biological process: transcription by RNA polymerase II; transcription initiation at RNA polymerase II promoter. Gene Ontology annotation, cellular component: transcription factor TFIIA complex. The transcript has 4 exons.
AUGUCCAACCAGCAAGUGGGUACGGUGUUCGAGAAGGUGAUCCAGGAGGUCUGCGAUUCCUCCCAGGUUGACUUUGAGGAGAGUGGUGUUGAUCAAAAGACACUGCAUGAUCUGCGCGAUCACUGGCAGCAAAAGCUCUCUUCUGUCAACGUCGCCCAUUUCCCCUGGGAUCCUGCUCCUCAACCUACUCCCCAAGCUCAUGUCCUUCCCCCUCAAUCCACCGUUCCCUCCAAUGCGCCACGACCACCCCCGCAACAACAUGUCCCUCCCCCUGUCUCUCUACCUCAGGCGCCCCCGAUGCAGGCUGCCGCCUCACAACCCGCGACGAUGGCUGGCCCUCGUAUCAAGACUGAGCCUGGCACCAACGGACAAGCUAUACCGCCAAACAUGACCAACUCGAUGGCUUCUAAUGCGCCUCUUCAUUCCGCACGAGAGCGGGCUAUGAACAACGUGCUUCACAAGUACGGCCCAGCUGCGGCUCAGACUGUCAGCCAACUCCAACAACCUGGCCAGGCCUAUCAGUCGCAGCCACAGCCACAGCCGCAAAUGCAUGCCCCCAACGGUCAGAUGCCUCAGAUCAAACAGGAGCCCGGCUAUCCUCAAAUGGGCCCAGGCCAGACCGAUGGCGCUGGUGAUUCAUUGUCCGACUGGAAAGCAGAGGUCGCCCGUCGCAGAGAAGCUGCGCGAAAUGGAGAAGGUGACCGGCUUCUUCGUGACCACUUCAAGCAGCAGAUGCUCGGCCUUGAGGCCGGUGGUCUUCUCCAGCCUUCCUCCGGAGCCGGGUCGUCGAGAUCGGCUGCCAGACGCGCUGGCUUGGUCGCGCCUUUGAACCAAGGUAGCACCGAGAAUACAGCAUCCACCUAUAGAAUUCCUGCCCAAUUUGAUGGCGCCGAGGACGAACCCAAGGAGGAAGCUGAUGAAGAUGCUAUCAACUCCGACCUUGAUGACCCUGAUGACCUGGUCGCUGAUGAUCACGAUGCCGAUGAAAUGGAUGGUCAGGUCAUGCUUUGCACCUACGACAAGGUUCAAAGGGUCAAGAACAAGUGGAAGUGCACCUUGAAGGAUGGAAUCCUAACUACUGGUGGCAAGGAAUAUGUCUUCCAUAAGGGCCAGGGAGAGUUUGAGUGGUAA